CCCUAAACGCUUAACCACAAUUUGGAUGUUAACAAAAAAUAAACAUGGACGAAUCAGCUGAGAAGAACGAGGCGGAAGUACUGAUGGCCAACGGCACCGAUCAGCGGGAACGGAGUAGAGUCCGCCAGAGGUUGGUCCAGUCAACUUUGUUUCCGAACAAAUCUCCGGAAAUUGAACCGAAGAUCGAGGAGAAGGGUAAUGCAGGCUCAGAAAUUGAAAUGAAGAUUGACGAGAAAGCUAAUGGAGGCAAGAAUGAAAAUAACGACUGUGAAGAUGAAGAGCUCUACGGUAGCCAAGGCAAGAAGAGGGGAAGAAAACGGAAAGGAAAAGUAACUCCUCAGAAUCGAGGUUCUAAAAAGGCAGAGGAUAAAUCGCCCAUGAAAACUACACCAAAGAAGAAUGGGAUGAAUAAUGUGAUGGGGAGUGACGAUGCAUCACCGCCUCCAAUCCCUAAUUUGAGACUGGAGGCAAAGUUGACUGCUGAGGAAAAUACCCGGAUGUUUGCAGGGAAGCAAUUUCAUCCAUUUUUCACAUCGCGAAAAGUGGGGAAGAGGAGCCAGGAGACUGCUGAAGCAGGGAGCAAUAAUUGCUUGUUUAACAGAAGCAACAAAGGCACUGAUAUUGGUCCUAUUCAUGUAUAUGAAAGAAAUCAGGAUGAUGUAGUUCUUGAUUGGAACAAUUGGACGUUUCUUGAGAAAAUCUCCAUUGACACCAGUCGCAACUGUGAAGAUCUAUUCACAUCAGUUUUUGAAAGUUGUGUUGGGGCAUUAUCUCUUGACAACUUUUCUGUUGUUUCACAGUCCUUUGAUCCAUCAUUUGUUCAAAACAAGUUGAAAGAUCAAUAUGUUAUUCAAAAUAAUGACUUUUUUGGAACAUAUGUGGAAAUACAUGCUGCUCAAGUAGAUGGGCAUUUAGAAAACAAUCAGCUUCUAAAGAGAUCAGAAGGGUGCCCGGAUUGUCAAGUAGAUGGAGUUGCUGUCCUUUCUAAGAAGGCUUAUAAUGUGGAAAACUCUGAUCUUGAACAGGAAAGUAGACUUCUUCAAGAAAGAUUUGUUCCAUGCUAUCAUGGUUGCAGUAUCCAGCCUGAUAGUAGCUUAUGGACUGAUAAGUACCAGCCAAAAAGUGCCUCAGAGGUGUGUGGUAAUACUGAAUCAGUUAAGUUUAUGAGUGAAUGGUUGAGGCUUUGGCAUGAGAGACGUUUUCAAGCCAUUAAAGCCUCCAAUAACAUUGAUAAAGGCAACCUGCUAGAAGAUGAUGAUUAUUGCGGAAGCGAUUUUGAUUCAGAAAACAUAGAUGGAGAGAAUAUUCUGAAGAAUGUUCUUUUGGUUACAGGACCAAUUGGGAGUGGGAAGUCCGCAGCUAUCCAAGCUUGUGCAAAGGAACAAGGAUUUAAGGUUCUAGAGUCCAAUGCAUCAGACUGUCGAAAUGGAGUUGUCGUGAAGCAGAAAUUUGGUGAGGCGUUAGAAUCAUGCUGCCUUACAGGGUCUGUAGAAAACCAAGUAGAUUCUCUUAGCAAGCAUGUUAUGAAAUCUGCGGAAAUUUUAUCCAAUGGUGAUGCGGUGCAAGAAGUUGACAAUGAGGUGAUAGAGUUGAUACCAGUACCAGAUACGGAAGAUACAUCCGAUGGCCAUGGAGCUCCUGAAAAAUGUGUCUUUAACGGUAGUGAGACUGGCUUCGGUCAAGCAAAGUUGAUUCUCUUUGAGGAUGUUGAUAUCAAUUUCCCUGAAGAUCGUGGUUUUAUUUCUGCCAUACAGCAAAUUGCUGAAAAAGCAAAGGGCCCUGUGAUACUGACUAGUAAUAGUACAAAGCUUAUUCUGCCAGACAACAUGGGCAGGCUAGAGUUAUGUUUCACAAUGCCAUCACCAGAAGAGCUGCUUCACCAUCUUUAUAUGGUUUGUGAAGCAGAGAGAGCCUCCAUUCAACCACAUUUACUGAAGCAAUUAAUUAAAUGUUGUCAGAAUGAUAUCCGGAAAACUAUUAUGCACCUCCAGUUUUGGUGUCAAGGAAAAAAACAUGAAAAAGAUAGUAAAUUGCAGAAGACUUAUGGCUUGCAGCUGUUUGAUAUCGAGGCGGGCCAUUCAGUACUACCAACUAUGAUCCCUUGGGAUUUACCAUCUCAGUUAUCAGAGUUAAUUGAGAAGGAAAUUGCUAAGACAUUAUCCAUAAUCGAAAACAAUUCAACUUCAAUGGAGGUGAUGGAGGAAGAACUUGAAAGCAACAUAUAUAAUGGCUUGGAGAAGCAUAAUAAAGAGAUGGACAGCAUAGAGGCAAAGAAGGAAGUAAUGUUAAGCAGGAAUCUCUCUACUUAUGAUUGCGAUGUAUUCAUAAGCCCUCCUGAUGUUGCAAGUGACUUUUACAAUUCUUCAGGCACCCCAGUUUCUUUCUGUCGAAGAGCACCUAAGAAUAAAUCUAAUGUUGUCGUGUCUUCGGAUUCUGAAGAUGAGCAAUAA
Molecule: messenger RNA, 2450 nt
Organism: Hibiscus syriacus
Lineage: Eukaryota; Viridiplantae; Streptophyta; Magnoliopsida; Malvales; Malvaceae
Product: ATPase family AAA domain-containing protein 5-like
Exons: 13
Coding region: 45-2450 (801 amino acids)
Biological process (GO): mitotic DNA replication checkpoint signaling; DNA repair; DNA damage checkpoint signaling
Molecular function (GO): ATP hydrolysis activity; ATP binding; chromatin binding
Source: RefSeq, a predicted model, not a curated record